UAAGCGAACCAGGAAAAGUCGCUGGGCACGUGGGCGUGGUCGUGGUAGUGUGGUGAAACAGUGCACACGUGCGUGCAUACGUGCGUGCAGCUGUGUCGCAACGGUACCGGAUGCUGAAUGUACGGGACGCGAGUUCAACGGCAGAGGUUGGCACGGACUGAUUUCGCCAUCAGACUGCCGCCAGCCGGCCAGGUCUGUCUCGCGUGCCAACACACAUCAAUGGUUCAGUUUGGAUGUCGACCAUGGAACCUCAGUCUGAAGAGCGUGAUCGUUCUGGCCAUCUCGAAUAUGCUGCUGACUUUCCUGUUGCUGCAGUCAGAAACCUGUGUACCGAACGAUGUGCCCAGAGAUAUGGAAUCAAACGUCAUAACCGAAUGGAAUCUUGGCACCCUAAUCAAAGAGCAACAGUCAGAAUGCGUAACACAGGAUUACCAGCCGGCGUUACCAGCUGACGCGAACAGCUUGAAGAUGAACGUAAAGCUGGGACGAUGGGAUGCACGUAGAAUGUUUCGAACGUUCGACCACGUUUUGGUGGGUUCGAGUUUCGUCGAAUUAUCGCAAGCUUAUCGCGUUUGUCUGGCUACUCAAAGUUCAGUGGAGAAGUUGCACUCGUUGGUACAGGCCGCCCAUCAAUGGACGGGUCCGAUGUCGGUGGCCUUGUACGCAGCCGGUGACGAAGAGUUCGAAGUUCUUCAAAAGUACCUGGUUUAUCUUAGAAGAUGUUACGAACCUAUCCGAGAAAGGGUGAGCUUUUCCUUGGCCGUGCCAAAGAGUAGACCGCCGAAGAAACAACCUUUCGAACACGAACUGCCCGAUAACGUGGAUUGUGCCAAACCGGAAGGAACAUUGAACGAAUUGAUGAACGGGAUCUCGAACGAGCAGACCAACUGGAGGAUACACAACGUCUAUCCUCAGAAUCACAUGAGGAAUCUAGCCAGGAAGAACUGUCAGUCCGAGUACGUGUUCCUGACAGACGUCGAUAUUGUGCCGAGCUACAAUUUGACCGGGGCUCUCGACGAGUUCCUGAGAACUGAUAGCUGUGAUAAGUGCGCCUACGUGAUACCGACGUACGAGCUGGACUCGCGCGUCAGAUUUCCUCAGAAUAAGUCGGAGCUGGUCAGGUUGGCGAGAAAAGGGCUGGCCAGACCAUUCCAUCAGAAGGUCUUCAUUCACAAUCAGUUCGCCACCAAUUUCACCAGGUGGAUACUGGACACCGUUCCGAAUCAUAAAAAUGAUGAAAACGUAAGGAGCGGCAAGGUGUACAUCAGCCACGACGUGACCAACUUCGAAUUCCUCUACGAACCUUUCUACGUGGCGAAGGACAUUGUUCCACCCCAUGACGAGAGGUUCAUGGGAUACGGAUACACGAGAAAUACUCAGGUGUACGAGAUGUACGUGGCCGGUUACCAAUUCAAGGUACUUUCCCCGGUUUUCACUGGUCAUUGGGGUCUGCAGACUAGAAAAACCAGGCCAGCCUGGCGGGAACGACAGAACAGUGCCAACCGGAAGCACUUCGAGACGUUUAAGAAGGAAGUCUUUGCUCGGUACAUGCGAGAUCCUUUGAAGAUGAUGAAGAAUGCCAAGUGACGAAAAGUUCGUCGGAGAUUUCGCUGAUCGAUCGCGAGAUCCUCACCACCGUCCUUUUCAUUCGUCAGACAAAUUCAGAUAACAGUCGUCUCCUUUUUUCUUCUAUCAAUCGUUCUCUAACAUUGUUCGGAUAACCAAAUGGUUUUCUAUAUAUUUUCUAUUCCUCGUCGUAUAACGAAGCUCACAACACUCUAAUAAUAAUUAACUUUUGAGGCGAAAGAAUAUAUAGAGCUGGUCUGGUGCUUCCACCAAUCAUCCGAUGGUGCACGAUUAUUUCAGCCAUCAGAAAUUCAUCCAUCCAUUGUUCGACGAGUUUGGUGGUCUCUUCAGCCUUUCUGGGGGGGACAUGAAAAAUGAAGGGCUUCGCCCGCUUAAGGUUGAUCGUCCCGGAAAUGAUGGUUUUGUUUAACUUACAGCUAAUGGCCGUUAUUCAGCCCAAGCUUUAUCGGCUUGUCCGAGUCCUUUCCGCUUUCCCGGGGAAUUUUGAGUGUAUACUCGAUAGCAAAUUACUCGAUGGAAUGGACAGAAUAUAACAGAUUGUCAUUGUUAUCGACCAGAUAAUCUCCUGUACGAUCACCUUAUUCCGUGCUUCGACACUUGUGAAAUUUCUAUGUCCUCAUUCUACUCCACUUUAUUAACAGAGUUCCAUUAUUAAAAGAAAAACCAUCAAUUUUAUUUUCGAGAAAUUCUGAUCUAUUAUUUUUAUAAUAUUUAGUUUUGUAUAUUAGAUAGAUUUUCAAAUACUCGAUGAAGGUACUGAAAUUGUAGUUUCUUCCUCGUUCCUGACCGAUAAUAAUCUUUCAUUGGUUAACUCUGCAAUAUCCGUCCCGGUCAAUCGGUGACAUAUCAUAUCUCUAAGGCUUAACAGAAAUCGACGUCUCAAAUGAGAAACUCUGAGACAGAGUAUAUCCGAAACGAUAAGUCCAACGUCAGAUUGCCGGAGCUCGCAAUCUCACACACGUAUCGUUCUAGACAAGAAAAACAUUCAGUUUCACGAUGGUUGAAAUGGCACCGUAAUUUAGGGUCCAAGGUUUUAUUAUUUUUCUCAAGUAUUAAAUUUAGAAACUUCCAAAUUUUUCCUAAUGAUUUUAUAAAAUUUAUCUGAUCUCAUAUUGAAAGUACCAAUCGACGUACAACAACAAACAAUAAAACCAUACCCAAUAAAUUUCCUAACGAAUGAAGGGAAGCAGGACGAACUAUGCAAAGGUCCAUAGAAUAUUUAAUUCGGUAAAACCCUCGAUCGGUCAAAAGACACGAUCCUAGUCCACUUCCGGUUCGCUCGUUCCACUACAAUCACAGUCCACUCUAACUGUCCCUAUAAUGCGUUUCUCGUCCGUUUCCACAGCUUUUGUCCCAUUAUCCCAGAAAUCGUUCGAUAUGAAAUCGAAGUAAAAUUCAGAUGUCGGUGAAAAAUGACAGCAAUCGAGGAUGGUGAAAGCGAAGGUGGAGGGAAAUAAGAAGAGACGGGAAGUUUUCCUGCAGAUUCCGGCAAUCAAGUGACCGCGAUCAGCGUGGAUGGUGGUGUACUCGAAGGUACUUCCGGUUCAUCGAUUCGCUCGUACGAAACUAACCCGCUUGCUGCUUCCACUCACGAAUCCCCAAAGUCAUCAGAGACUGGCAUGCGGGAUCGCGGAAUAAAUGUCUGCCUGUGAGUUUCGUAGCACGUGCAGCGGGCAGGGAAAACGAGGCUGGGGAACUUAAGCGAACGCAGCUCGUUAACUGUCCGUGAUUUAAGAGGGAACGACGUUUAAGUUUCAGAUCGAUCCGGCCUCGUGUUUUUCCCUUUCUUUCUUUUAUCGAGUGUGUCCUCGAAGAGCACGGUAAGAGGAUAUCUCGUUGGGAAAUGGUAUUGACGAAGAAAGAGAAACGAGGUUGCCUUGUAACGAAUGCAAUUAACCUGACGAGAAUCAAUUUUUUUAUUGAUUGGUUGUUUUAACAGGUUGACAGCCAUGGUCAUUAAUGAUCGACGUUUCGAAGAUAUUGAUUGGUAAUUAAAUUCGUGUACUUUGAAUGGGGUUAAUAGUGUUUCGUUGAAUUUCGACACUUUGAUGGCCGCGAGCUUCAUCGAACCUACGGCCUUGUACUAAUUAUUUUUAAAUUAUAGUUUCCUAAUCAGAGUCAUUAAUUAGCGGUACCAGCCAUCGAAGUGUUAAUAAAAGUAAUUCUGCAGGAAUCGUGAGUUUCGAAGAUUUUUAAUACUUAAACAAUUGGCACUAAGUAACAUUAAUACUUCAUUAUUAGAAGAUAGAUGUUGAUUUUAAUUAUUGCAAACUAAUUCAUUCGAUGGAAGCUGCACUAUGAAUCAUUAGUAAUUUAUGUGAAUAGCAUUGAAUGUAUUACGUAGCUUUGAUUAUCCUAUUAAAAUUUUAUAACAAUUUAUAAAUACUCUGCGUGUUAUUUUUGAGACCAUCGAAACUUUUAAUAUUUAACUCGUAAAAAAAAGGAAACUGAAAAUUUUUAGAAUGCUUUGAGGGACGGUAUUUUAUUUUCCAUCCAUUGGAUUCGAUUUUCGGUUUUCCUGCUCCCUAUUCGUGGCGAUUAAAAAUAAAAUCACAUCGAAAUCGGAUAACCGAGUCAGGCUAAUGGAAGUCGCGGGUUCUCCUCUUUCAUUUUUUAACUAUUCCUACGUAGCUACGGCUGUUAGCGCCUAAGGGUCGCCGGUUGUGCAUCCCUGAUCAAAAAGAAUAUCCCCAAAUUAAAGUGAAACACAAACAAGGUUGACGUCCUCGUUCAAAAGUUCUCUACAACACGAACAGCGAGAAAGCAUAACGAAAAUCUUUUUACCCCUGUUUCCUCUAGCGAUACUGCCACCGUAUUUAUUAUACGACACACGUGGAUGUUAUCGAAUUAUCCUUUAUUCGGACGUUCCUCGAACAAACGAGACAAACAGAUUUUUGCAUAUAGCGUCAUGUUUUUAAUCAAUGGUACCUGGAUCGUUUGAUCAGGCACCAUUCACUAUUCGGGAGUUAAGAUUCACUCUCGCUGUCUCGGUCGUACAGCAAUGACGAUUGCUUAAAGAUUCGCCACUGGUAACAAUUAUAGUCGAGACAUUUUACAGCACAGAGUUAUUGUAUAUUAUAAUGUUUUAACGGAUUAUGUGUAAAUAACCAAAACGAUUGUAACACGAGACGACCACUGUUGAAUGAGACACGAAUAAAUUAAUGGAAAGUA
Osmia bicornis bicornis is the source of this 4758-nucleotide messenger RNA. Its product is annotated as beta-1,4-glucuronyltransferase 1. Bases 118 to 1587 code for a protein of 489 amino acids. The transcript is spliced from 4 exons. Lineage: Eukaryota; Metazoa; Arthropoda; Insecta; Hymenoptera; Megachilidae. The record is from RefSeq and is a predicted model, not a curated record. Gene Ontology annotation, molecular function: glucuronosyltransferase activity.